Molecule: messenger RNA, 1344 nt
Organism: Limulus polyphemus (Atlantic horseshoe crab)
Lineage: Eukaryota; Metazoa; Arthropoda; Merostomata; Xiphosura; Limulidae
Product: transmembrane 9 superfamily member 4-like
Exons: 12
Coding region: 112-1329 (405 amino acids)
Biological process (GO): protein localization to membrane
Cellular component (GO): membrane
Source: RefSeq, a predicted model, not a curated record
GAAUACUGUGUGGCGAGAAGACUGUACUAGUGUAAACCUAUGAUAAUAUAUAAGGCUUAAGCCUAAGGCUGUAUUCUGACACCGUAGCUGAAUAAAUUAAUAACCAAAACAAUGCAGAAUAGAAGCAUAGUCUCAUCGUGUGUCUUGAUACUUACCCUUAAUCUUAUUGAGAGAGUUGCAGGGUUUUAUGUUCCAGGUGUUGCCCCUGUUGAGUUUUCUAAAGGUCAGGUUAUUGAAGUAAAAGCUGUAAAGAUGACCAGCACUCAUACUCAACUUCCCUACGAAUACUAUUCUCUACCAUUUUGUCGACCGAAGAACAACACCAUUGUCUACAAAUCAGAAAACCUUGGUGAAGUUCUAAGAGGAGACAGAAUAGUCAGUACUGCUUAUGAAGUCAAAAUGGCUACAGCACAAUCAUGUAAAGUUCUGUGCCAUGACCCGUACAAACCCAUGUUGUGGUCAGAAGAGGAGUCCAAGCUGGUUGCUAGUCGGAUCCAACAUCAUUAUUAUGUUCAUCUAAUUGUAGACAACCUACCAUGUGCCACCAGGUUUGAGAUGUUGGAUACAAAUCAGCCACAGUAUGAACAUGGAUACAGACUUGGGUUCAUUGAAGAUGGAACACCAUAUAUUAACAACCACUUGAAGUUAAUUCUCAAGUAUCACACUGAAGAUGGCAUUAAUUUCAGAGUAGUUGGAUUUGAAGUUGUCACAAAAAGUAUUGCUUUCAGUGACUUAACAUUUGAUGGAAACUCCUGCACUUUUCCAGAAAAGCCAAAAAAGCAAGAAAUAAACUUACAAGAUAACACAGAGAUCUUGUUCACCUAUGAGGUUCUGUGGGAAGCCAGCGACAUUAGAUGGGCAUCGAGAUGGGAUACUUAUUUAGCCAUGAGUGAUGCCCAGAUUCAUUGGUUCUCAAUCAUCAACUCUGUUGUGGUCAUCUUCUUUCUGUCUGGAAUCCUCACCAUGAUUAUCAUCCGAACUUUAAGGAGAGACAUUGCUAGGUAUAAUAAAGAUGAAGACAUGGAAGACACAAUGGAAGAAACAGGUUGGAAGUUAGUUCAUGGAGAUGUCUUCCGACCUCCAUUACAUCCCAAACUCUUUGCUGCUGUCGUUGGUACAGGGAUCCAGUUAUUCUUUAUGACGUUUAUCACAAUCUUUUUUGCAAUGCUGGGUAUGUUAUCACCUGCUUCACGGGGUGCUCUUAUGACUGUAGCUAUCUUUCUUUUUGUCUUCAUGGGACUAUUUGCUGGAUACUUCUCUGGUCGUAUGUACAGAACGUUACGAGGGAAUCAGUGGAAGAAAUCUGCUUUUUUAGUAAGUCUUUACUAACUUCAUGGACAAGAC